AUGGGCGAGGCUCUCUCGGCGCAAGGUCACUGCGCAUGCGGCGCGUUGAGCUACACCCUCACCCUGUCUGGACCACCGCGGCUCUCUGCCUACUGCCACUGCACGCGCUGCCAACGCUUCAACGGCGCGCCGUUUGUGCAUACCAUGCAUCUGCCUUACGCCGCUGUGCAGUGGCAUCCUUCUCCGCCAGCGCCGCCUCCACGACAAGCACGCCCAGAUGGCGCGUGGAGCGAGAAGACGCACGUGUUUGAGGCCAUGAAGGAGAGGAAGUGGAAGCUGCGCUGCAGCGAGUGCGGCUCGCCCAUGGGCAGCUGGAAUGCCGCAAAGGGCCAAUGGUCCAUCUGGCGCCCAACACUGGUGCGCAAGCCGGCGCCGGGAGAGGAGCAGGGCGCACGAAGCCACUACACCGGCCCGCCAGACGCUCCUGAGGCGCUGCUCGAGCUGCUGCGCCCUACGCAUCAUCAGUUCUAUGGCGCAUGGCGCGCCAUCGACGUCGAGGACGGGCUGGAGAAGUGGACUGGGUACCAGGGGCAGAGCGACCGUGUCGGCUGA
Tilletiopsis washingtonensis is the source of this 552-nucleotide messenger RNA. RefSeq lists its product as hypothetical. The coding region runs from base 1 to 552 and encodes 183 amino acids. Lineage: Eukaryota; Fungi; Basidiomycota; Exobasidiomycetes; Entylomatales. Gene Ontology annotation, molecular function: carbon-sulfur lyase activity. The record is from RefSeq and is a predicted model, not a curated record. The transcript has 3 exons.